GGCGACCGUGUCUCGGCUGGAGACCAGAGCCUGUGCUACUGGAAGGUGGCGUGCCCUCCUCUGGCUGGCACCAUGCAGCUCCCACUGGCCCUGUGUCUCGUCUGCCUGCUGGUACACACAGCCUUCCGUGUAGUGGAGGGCCAGGGGUGGCAGGCGUUCAAGAAUGAUGCCACGGAAAUCAUCCCCGAGCUCGGAGAGUACCCCGAGCCUCCACCGGAGCUGGAGAACAACAAGACCAUGAACCGGGCGGAGAACGGAGGGCGGCCUCCCCACCACCCCUUUGAGACCAAAGACGUGUCCGAGUACAGCUGCCGCGAGCUGCACUUCACCCGCUACGUGACCGAUGGGCCGUGCCGCAGCGCCAAGCCGGUCACCGAGCUGGUGUGCUCCGGCCAGUGCGGCCCGGCGCGCCUGCUGCCCAACGCCAUCGGCCGCGGCAAGUGGUGGCGACCUAGUGGGCCCGACUUCCGCUGCAUCCCCGACCGCUACCGCGCGCAGCGCGUGCAGCUGCUGUGUCCCGGUGGUGCGGCGCCGCGCGCGCGCAAGGUGCGCCUGGUGGCCUCGUGCAAGUGCAAGCGCCUCACCCGCUUCCACAACCAGUCGGAGCUCAAGGACUUCGGGACCGAGGCCGCUCGGCCGCAGAAGGGCCGGAAGCCGCGGCCCCGCGCCCGGAGCGCCAAAGCCAACCAGGCCGAGCUGGAGAACGCCUACUAGAGCCCGCCCGCGCCCCUCCCCACCGGCGGGCGCCCCGGCCCUGAACCCGCGCCCCACAUUUCUGUCCUCUGCGCGUGGUUUGAUUGUUUAUAUUUCAUUGUAAAUGCCUGCAACCCAGGGCAGGGGGCUGAGACCUUCCAGGCCCUGAGGAAUCCCUGAGGCGCCGGCAAGGCCCCCCUCAGCCCGCCAGCUGAGGGGUCCCACGGGGCAGGGGAGGGAAUUGAGAGUCACAGACACUGAGCCACGCAGCCCCGCCUCUGGGGCCGCCUACCUUUGCUGGUCCCACUUCAGAGGAGGCAGAAAUGGAAGCAUUUUCACCGCCCUGGGGUUUUAAGGGAGCGGUGUGGGAGUGUGAAAGUCCAGGGACUGGUUAAGAAAGUUGGAUAAGAUUCCCCCUUGCACCUCGCUGCCCAUCAGAAAGCCUGAGGCGUGCCCAGAGCACAAGACUGGGGGCAACUGUAGAUGUGGUUUCUAGUCCUGGCUCUGCCACUAACUUGCUGUGUAACCUUGAACUACACAAUUCUCCUUCGGGACCUCAAUUUCCACUUUGUAAAAUGAGGGUGGAGGUGGGAAUAGGAUCUCGAGGAGACUAUUGGCAUAUGAUUCCAAGGACUCCAGUGCCUUUUGAAUGGGCAGAGGUGAGAGAGAGAGAGAGAGAAAGAGAAAGAAUGAAUGCGGUUGCAUUGAUUCAGUGCCAAGGUCACUUCCAGAUUUCAGAGUUGUGAUGCUCUCUUCUGACAGCCAAAGAUGAAAAACAAACAGAAAAAAAAAAAAAAAAAAAAGUAAAGAGUCUAUUUAUGGCUGACAUAUUUACGGCUGACAAACUCCUGGAAGAAGCUAUGCUGCUUCCCAGCCUGGCUUCCCCAGAUGUUUGGCUACCUCCACCCCUCCAUCUCAAAGAAAUAACAUCAUCCAUUGGGGUAGAAAAGGAGAGGGUCCGAGGGUGGUGGGAGGGAUAGAAAUCACAUCCGCCCCAACUUCCCAAAGAGCAGCAUCCCUCCCCCGACCCAUAGCCAUAUUUUAAAGUCACCUUCCGAAGAGAAGUGAAAGGUUCAAGGACACUGGCCUUGCAGGCCCGAGGGAGCAGCCAUCAGAAACUCACAGACCAGCACAUCCCUUUUGAGACACCGCCUUCUGCCCGCCACUCACAGACACAUUUCUGCCUAGAAAACAGCUUCUUACUGCUCUUACAUGUGAUGGCAUAUCUUACACUAAAAGAAUAUUAUUGGGGGAAAAACUACAAGUGCUGUACAUAUGCUGAGAAACUGCAGAGCAUAAUAGCUGCCACCCAAAAAUCUUUUUGAAAAUCAUUUCCAGACAACCUCUUACUUUCUGUGUAGUUUUUAAUUGUUAAAAAAAAAAAAGUUUUAAACAGAAGCACAUGACAUAUGAAAGCCUGCAGGACUGGUCGUUUUUUUGUAAUUCUUCCACGUGGGACUUGUCCACAAGAAUGAAAGUAGUGGUUUUUAAAGAGUUAAGUUACAUAUUUAUUUUCUCACUUAAGUUAUUUAUGCAAAAGUUUUUCUUGUAGAGAAUGACAAUGUUAAUAUUGCUUUAUGAAUUAACAGUCUGUUCUUCCAGAGUCCAGAGACAUUGUUAAUAAAGACAAUGAAUCAUGA
This is a messenger RNA of Pan troglodytes (chimpanzee), 2333 nucleotides long. It is a transcript of the gene SOST, whose product is annotated as sclerostin. Gene Ontology annotation, molecular function: BMP binding. Gene Ontology annotation, biological process: ossification; negative regulation of BMP signaling pathway; negative regulation of Wnt signaling pathway. The record is from RefSeq and is a predicted model, not a curated record. Bases 73 to 714 code for a protein of 213 amino acids. The transcript has 2 exons. NCBI's taxonomy places the organism in Eukaryota, Metazoa, Chordata, Mammalia, Primates, Hominidae.